AUGUGUUACUGCAAAGGAGUAAAGAGAAAUAAAUUACACGAUACAGCUAAUAUACCUUCUCAGAAUAACGAGGCAAAUCUUAAGGAUCCUGUUAAGGUUACUACUACUCAACCGUCUAAUGUUUUAUUGUUACUAAGAAGAGCGGAUGUGACACAGGAGCAUGUGGAGAAGAAAAAAAUGCCACCCGGAUGUGCAUUGAAGCUCAAAAAGUUAGAUAUAAAGACCUUCUCUAAGCAUUCUGCGCCAGUUUACGGAAAGCGUGUUUCAGACUGCGUUGUGGUCGACAACCCUGUCAUCAUGAGGACUCUACUGCUCCUGCUCUUGGUAGUUGUUCUUGUUUCCUGCGAGAACGCCAAUGACGGCACAGCAGUAUCAGGAAGCGAUGAGGAGCGACGACACAGCAGACAGGCAAGGCAACUCGGUGGAUUCCACUUCUCCCUGCAAGGACAAGGAGGAUUUUCCCCGUCAGGAGGCAGACCCGGAGGGCCACCCAGUGGCUUUCCAGCGGGUGCAUUUGGCGGAGGAGCAGGAGCCCCGACUGGUAGCGUAGGAGGCUCCCUCGGCGCAGGGGGAGGACAGUUUAAUUUCGGAGUAGGACAGCCUGGAGGAGCACCUGGAGGACAAGCUAGCGGUGGAGCUGGAGCGUCUCAGGGACUGCCUAGUGGAGGUAUACUAGGACUAGGAAACCUUUUCGGGCUCGGAGGUAACGGUAGUGCUGGGGGCCUAUUUGGAGCAGGAGCAGGAGCUGGCCAAGCCCCUGGAGAAAUCGAUAUUUUUGGAGGAAUAGCUAACCUUUUCAACGGAGGCGCGGGUGCUACGCCAGGAGGUGCACCGGGAGCAGGGGGACAAGGCCAAGCCGAAGGAAGCGUUGACCUUUUUCAAGGAAUAGCUAACCUGUUCGGUGGAGGAGCAGGUGCUUCGGUUGGAACUUCAGCAGGAGGGCCAGCAGGAGGAUCAGCAGCAGGUUCAGUAGGAGCAGGACAACCAAACCAAGCCAAUGGAGAAUUUGACCUUUUCGGUGGAAUAGCAGACUUAUUUGGGGCCAGAACUGCUGAAGGUCAGACUGAUGGAAAAGGACAAGCUAGUGCUAGAUCAAACGCCGAAUCCACUUCAGGUCAAGGCGACGAAGGAAAGAAUGAAAGUACAUUAUAAAGGGGAGAUAGGCCACGACCAAGGUACCCUUAGGUACCGCGCGACUAAGAGGAAAGACCGGAUAAUGGAAAAGUUUGAGAACCUCCGCUAAUGGGAUUUAUUAUUUACCGAUAAAUCUGUAAAACAUAAACUUGAUUACGAGAAAUAAAAAAGUUUCGUAAACUCAAAGCCAAACUUGUAUAUUUCUUAUGUCAAG
Penaeus indicus is the source of this 1348-nucleotide messenger RNA. RefSeq lists its product as uncharacterized. The transcript has 6 exons. Bases 1 to 1152 code for a protein of 383 amino acids. Lineage: Eukaryota; Metazoa; Arthropoda; Malacostraca; Decapoda; Penaeidae. The record is from RefSeq and is a predicted model, not a curated record.